Blepharisma stoltei is the source of this 1446-nucleotide messenger RNA. The record is from the annotation of a GenBank genome assembly. NCBI's taxonomy places the organism in Eukaryota, Ciliophora, Heterotrichea, Heterotrichida, Blepharismidae.
AUGGAUGAGAAAAAACACUCUUGCAAGCUAUCUCCCAAAUGCAUUUUGGUAUUUAUGACUGCGAUAAGUAUCGUUAUCUACAUUGAUCGUGGAGCUUUAUCUGCUAUUAUUCCAAUUCUCCAAGAAGACUCAACUUUAAAUCUGAAUCCAAUUGAAGCGGGUUCAUUAGGCUCUCUAUUUAUGCUUGGUUAUAUGAUAACUUGCCCAAUAUUUGCCCAUGAAGCUCAAUUCAUUCAUCCUUUAUACUUGAUGGCUAUUGGGCUCAUUAUAUGAUCAAUUGCUGUAUUAUCGAUUUCCAUGAUUACCUCAUUCUGGCCUUUAGCAAUUGCAAGAGCUUUUACAGGGAUUGGAGAAGCAUCAUUUAUCUCUUUAUCCCCGCCUUAUAUUAUGGAAGUAGCCCCAGAGCAGCAUAAAAGUAUGUGACUUGCUAUAUUUUUUGCGUCUAUGCCUAUAGGAUAUGCAAUCGGAUUUGUAUAUGGGAAUUCUACAUACGAAUUAUUUAAUGCUUGGUACGCGCCUUUUGCUAUUGAAGGCAUAGCGAUUAUUCCUCUAAUCAUCAUUUCGUUGCUUGCUUAUAAAGACCCUAGCCUGCUUUCAAGAAAGCAAAUAGGAGAAAGCAACGAAUAUGCAACACUCACAAUGUGCCAACAACUUGAAAAAUUGGCCAAAAAUCCAAUAUUUAUCUGCUUGUCACUUGGAUAUGGGGCUUAUGCAUUUACAGUAGGUGGCAUUUCUUAUUGGGUAAGAUCUAUGUAGGGUCCUGAUUUUCUGCAAAAAUAUUUUAAUUUAAGUGCGAGUUCUUCAACCUUGUGACUAGGAGGAAUCACCAUUUUCUGUGGACUUGUUGCAACCAUUCAUGGCUCUUGGAUUUUAGACAAAAGACUGGUAAAAGAAAAUAAGCUUUUUCAUGAUGGUCUCGCUACAGAAGAGGAAAUUGAAAAUACAAGGACGAGAGAAGCUACGUUUAUUCUUCUUAUUUCUAUGACUUUAGGGACGAUUAUUGGAGUAAUUGGGUCGCUUACUGAUGAUUUUUAUCCUUUCAUUAUUUGUUUGGGAAUUGCAGAAUAUAUGAUAUUUUUGUAAAACUAAUUUAGGGGGCAUGGACCAGUGGGAAUUGCAUUGAUGACUUGUGUUUCAAAAGAAAUGAGAGGACAGUCUAAUGCGAUUUCUAUAUUUAUUACACAUCUAGUUGGAGACUUUCCUUCUCCUUUUCUAAUUGGGAUAUGAUUUGAAACAAUAGGAUUAUACUGGGGAAUGUUCUGUGUUACAGCUUGGCUGAGCUGGUCUGCUCUUUUUAUGGGAUUAGCAUGAAAUUUUGCUGUAAAAUAUAUGUAGAGAUAUAAUGGGCAGAGUGUGCUUUAUGUAUUGUCUCAUCUAUUUAAAAGUAGUAAAGAAGGUUUGAAAAAUAGCGCGAGAGAUGUGAAAUUUGAAAAAUUUCAAAAUUAA